CCCUCCCUGAUCCCGGCAUGCAUCGGGGGAUAGGCCUGGCCUUUCAGUUGUGCGGGAAGAUGGCGGCCACUGGCGCAGAGCCGCAGAUCCUGGUACAGUACCUGGUGUUACGAAAGGAUCUAUCACAGGCGCCGUUUUCCUGGCCAGCAGGCGCAUUGGUAGCACAGGCUUGUCACGCAGCCACCGCGGCCUUGCACAUUCACCGGGACCAUCCGCACACGGCCGCUUACCUCCGGGAGCUGGGGCGCAUGCGCAAGGUGGUCCUCGAGGCCCCAGAUGAGACCACCUUAAAGUUGCUGGCAGAGACGCUGCAACAGAAGAACAUUGACCACAAGCUGUGGGUGGAGCAGCCAGAGAACAUCCCCACUUGCAUUGCACUCCGUCCCUACCCCAAGGAAGAAGUGAACCAGUAUUUGAAGAAGUUCCGAUUGUUCAAAUGACUGAAGUUAUCAAUUGCUUUGAUAUGUUUGAAUAUCAGCUGGAUCCAGAAACUGCAUGCUGUCCAUCCCUAAGCACCGUGUACUCCUUUCAGUGGCAAUUCCCUUCCCUUUAAAUUAUGACAGUUUCUUGAGGGUCAAAACAUGUUCAUAUUAAAAUUGUCAUUAAUAAGUAUUUUUAAUUAUUUAUAAGUUCAGAUGGGGAAAGUAGGUGAGUAGCAUUAUCAUCUAUGGGUCAUUGCUCAAAUAGAAGAUUUGGUUAGACUCCUAUAUAGGGAUCAAGGAAAUACCCUUACUUUUUUGUUAGGAAUAAUAGAGUUCUUCCAGUUACCCAGGUUUAAAACUUUUCCUUUGAAUUCCCUUUUUUUUUUUUUUUUUUUUUUGCGGUACGCGGGCCUCUCACUGUUGCGGCCUCUCCCGUUGCGGAGCACAGGUUCCGGACGCGCAGGCUCAGCGGCCAUGGCUCAUGGGCCUAGCCGCUCCGCGCGGCAUGUGGGAUCUUCCCGGACCGGGGCAAGAACCCGUAUCCCCUGCAUCGGCAGGCGGACUCUCAACCACUGCGCCACCAGGGAAGCCCUAAAUUCCCUAUUUCUUACUCACAUUCAGGUAUUGUAAUCAUUGAAUCUUGGACACCAUCAACUUUAAGAUACACCAUUAUUUUACGUGUUGUUAAGAAAGAAGAAAUGCUGCCAAUUGAGAAAUGUAAUUUCAUUUCAAAGAUGUUAAGAUUUAUUUGAUUUAAUAAAAUAUGUCAGGUACUACAUCUAUUUUUUUAUAGUUUUCAGUGCCACCACCCUGAAUCAGGCUCUCAUUUUGCUCACGAGUGUCCCACUGCUCUGCUCACCUAGUGUAUCCUGGUUACAAGGCAGCAAGCGUUCUGCCACCAGGUUCAUAUAUUGAUAGGAUCACUGAGCACCCUUUUCAGUAUAGGCUCCAACUUGCCCAGGAAUAAAGUCAAGAUUCCUUAGCUUAGCCCUCAGGCCCUCCAUGUUUAUAUUUCCUACCUACCUUUUUAGGUGAAUCUUCUAUUCCCUUAUCCAAACUUGAUGUAUCAGUGAAGACUCCAGUUGCUGCCCUCUAGUCUCUGGCCUGGGAGUCGAAUGUUAGUACUCUCCCCCUCCCUUUCCUGCCUCUGGACUGAAACUUUGUGGCUCAAGUGCUAUCACUGUCACAAAGUCUUACGCAGCCAAAAAUGAUAGCUCCCUUCUCUGAACAUCUAUUAUAACACUGUUGAGUACUUAAAAUAUUUCUAUAAACAUUUGGAGACAUCUACUGAAAUUGUUUGGACAUCUGUGAAGCAAAGUUUAUAAAGGGUCAUUUGUUCAACAGAUAUCUGUUGCAUGUCUACUGUGGCAGGCUGUACUAAGAGCUGAGGAUACAAAGAUGAAUAAAAUUUUUGCCCUCAGGUAGUUAAGAAUCUAGUGAGAAGACAGAUAUAUAGAUAUUAAUACAGAGAGAAAUGUACAAGGUAAAAUGGGUACACUUCCCCCCACCCUCUAGAUACCAAGACUGCCAAGCUACUAGAUAGGAAGAUUUUACUUUAUAAGAGAUGGUCACUUGAAACUAGGAGAGUUGAUAGGGUCUCCCAGGGAGAACUGGUAGAGUGCUGAGGGCAGAACCAACCCCAGGAACCCAAGUGAAUAGAGUCUCAAGGGGGAGAGAGCAAUCAAGGGCAGCACAGAAUUUCACUAAAUAAGAAAUGAAAACACUUAGCAAUUGGGAAUAUGUUGAUUAACUUGGUGAAAGCAGUUUAAAUAGUAUAUGAGGUGGGAAUCAGAUUGGAACCUAUCGACAAGAAUGGGAGGGGUGGUAAGAGGUGGGGACCAUUUUAAGAAGCUUGAACGGGAGGAGAGAGGACAAUGGGGGCUGGAAAGGUGAAUGCUGGGUCCCAAAGGGGAAUUUUCUUAGAUGCUUGAGCAAGUUAAUAGGUGAGAAGGAGGAGAAGGAGAAGAGACAUUGAAGUUACUAAAUGGAAUAACUGAUAAAAGAAGUUCAGGAAAAAAUGAGAAGAGGUAGGGUCAAGGGCAUAGGAAGGACAGGCCUUGAACAGAGAGAGAGAGAGAGAAACCUUUUCUGAGACUAGAGGAAAAGGUAUGAAUAUACAUAAGUUUAUAGUGGAAGAAAUACCUGUUUCUUCUACGAAGCAGGAAGCACAUAGCCUUUCAUAACACUGAACAAACUUACUGAGCACUGUAUUACAUGGCAUAACACAGUGGUUAAAGUUCAGACUCUGGUAGCAAACAGCCUGAGUCCAAAUCCUGGCUCUCGUGUAUUUCAGCUGUGUGGCCUUGGGCAAGUCACUCAAGUUCCUUGAGCCCCAGGACCUUCAUCUGUAUAACAGGGAUUUACAGGAGUGCUAUGUGGAUUAGAUGUGUCAGUAUGUACAAAUCCCUUGGAACAAUGCUGCGGCACUUGGUGCUAGAACCUGAGCAUAAAAAUAUAAGACAUGGCCCUUAAGGAGCUUUCCUUAAGGGAAAGCCAUGAGUCAUGUAAGCCAGUCUAAUUCCUUUUCUGCUAGGGAGUGAUGCCAUCCACUCCCUGCUACUUCCAUUCAAGACAAUUAGGAAAACGUUUCCAAAUGACACUGUAUUUUUUUUUUAUGUAUUUUUUAAAAUUCAAAUUCUGCAGUAAGACAGUGAGAAAGCCAGAGAGAGAUGAGUGUCUACACAGCUGGGAAAUAACAGUUCUGGUAAAUCCCUAAAGCCGGGAGCACAAAUAGCAUAAAUUUCUACCCAAGUGAGGAAAGGACAGGCACUCAUGUGCUGAUCCCAGUGAGAACAAGACAGUAGCAGGGAAGUGGCAGAUUUUAUUAGAAUCAGCUAAGCUCAUUAUCGUCUGAACUAGAUCAG
Molecule: messenger RNA, 3286 nt
Organism: Physeter macrocephalus (sperm whale)
Lineage: Eukaryota; Metazoa; Chordata; Mammalia; Artiodactyla; Physeteridae
Gene: PTRHD1
Product: peptidyl-tRNA hydrolase domain containing 1
Exons: 2
Coding region: 18-440 (140 amino acids)
Molecular function (GO): peptidyl-tRNA hydrolase activity
Source: RefSeq, a predicted model, not a curated record